AUGUUCUUUUCAUUUACUCAUCUUUCUUUCUUUCUCGCUCGCAUUUGUUUCUUGUCAUUCACCUCUCUUUUCUGUCUCUUCUAUCUAUCUAUCUAUCUAUCUAUCUAUCUAUCUAUCUAUCUAUCUAUCUCAUUUUUCUGUUCAUAUCUAUCUAUAUAUCUAUCUAUCUAUCUAUCUAUCUAUCUAUCUAUCUAUCUAUCUAUCUAUCUAUCUAUCUAUCUCAUUUUGUUCCUACCUACUUACCUGUCAUCUAAAGAGUCUGUUCUAUUCUAUCUAUCUAUCUAUCUAUCUAUCUAUCUAUCUAUCUAUCUAUCUAUCUAUCUCAUUUUUCUGUUCCUAUCCUAUUAUCUAUCCAUCUAUCUAUCUAUCUAUCUAUCUGGUCAUCUAUCUCAUUUUGUUCUAUCUAUCCUAUCUAAUCUAAUCUCAUCUGUUCUAUCUAUCUAUCUAUCUAUCUAUCUAUCUUAUUUUUCUGUUCAUAUCUAUCUAUCUAUCUAUCUAUCUAUCUAUCUAUCUAUCUAUCUAUCUAUCUAUCUCAUUUUGUUCCUACCUACUUACCUGUCAUCUAAAGACCUGUCUAAUUCAGUUUAUUCAUAUCUAUCUAUCUAUCUAUCUAUCUAUCUAUCUAUCUAA
Messenger RNA from Acanthosepion pharaonis, 630 nucleotides. The record is from the annotation of a GenBank genome assembly. NCBI's taxonomy places the organism in Eukaryota, Metazoa, Mollusca, Cephalopoda, Sepiida, Sepiidae.